This is a messenger RNA of Archocentrus centrarchus (flier cichlid), 3563 nucleotides long. Its product is annotated as putative RNA-binding protein Luc7-like 2. The transcript is spliced from 10 exons. The coding region runs from base 512 to 1813 and encodes 433 amino acids. Gene Ontology annotation, molecular function: mRNA binding. The record is from RefSeq and is a predicted model, not a curated record. Gene Ontology annotation, biological process: mRNA splice site recognition. Gene Ontology annotation, cellular component: U1 snRNP. NCBI's taxonomy places the organism in Eukaryota, Metazoa, Chordata, Actinopteri, Cichliformes, Cichlidae.
UUAGCGGCUAGACUAGCGCGCGCUCCACGGCGACGCGCAUGGAGGGGGAAUAGGAAGAAGGAAGAGAGGACGUUGAACAAACUUGAUAACUUCUAGCUGACUGGCUAGAAAUCUAUUUGUGCUACAGUGUAACUGUUUACUUACUUCUAUAAAGAUUUUGUUAGCUAACAAAGGGUCUACAUUCUACAUUCAGUUCUCGCUGUCUCAACUCACCACACGACCCGACCGGCGGACCCGGGCAGAGCAGUUUUCAAACAGACGUUGCACUUGCUCAUCCGACCUGAAGCCAUCCACCGCUAUAAAGUCACAUUUGUAGCCUUCGUUGAAGUGCAGGGACAAACAGUCAAUUGAAGUAACGCUGUACACAAGCAGCUCGCUGGUUCAAGGCUCGGACUCUUCCUCUUAGUGGGAAAACUUGUCCGCUGCUGGAGGGGCAGACAAGGCCUUGCGGUUGAGGAGGCUGCAUGUGUUGAAGACGGCUGCUGGCGACGUUAGCUGAACACUGAUAAACAUGUCGGCCCAGGCACAGAUGCGAGCGAUGCUGGACCAGCUCAUGGGGACGGGGAGAGACGGUGACACCAUGCGACAGAGAAUCAAAUUCACAGAUGAGCGAGUCUGCAAAAGUCAUCUUUUAGAUUCAUGUCCUCAUGACAUCCUCUCAGGCACCAGAAUGGACCUGGGAGAGUGUAUGAAAGUGCAUGACUUGGCGCUUCGAGCCGAUUACGAGAUCGCCUCCAAGGAGCAGGAAUACUUCUUUGAACUUGAUGCCGCUGAGCACCUUCAGUCUUUCAUCGCUGACUGUGACCGCAGAACUGAGCUGGCCAAGAAGAGACUAGCCGAGACGCAGGAUGAGAUCAGUGCUGAAGUGGCUGCAAAGGCUGAGCGUGUCCAUGAGCUGAACGAAGAGAUUGGGAAGCUGCUGGCCCGGGCAGAGCAGCUGGGAGGUGAGGGGAAUGUAGAAGAGGCCCAGCAGCUGCUGGAAAAGGUGGAGAAGACCCGGGCAUUAAAGAAGGAAGCAGAGGAUAUUUACAGGAACUCAAUGCCUGCCUCAAGUUUUCAGCAACAGAAACUGCGGGUGUGUGAGGUAUGCUCUGCCUACUUGGGUCUCCAUGACAAUGAUCGUCGCCUGGCCGACCACUUUGGAGGGAAGCUGCACCUCGGUUUUAUUGAAAUCCGCGAAAAGCUUGAAAAGCUAAGGAAAGCUGUUGUAGAGAAACAAGAAAGAAUGCGCACGAGACGACGAGAGGAACGUGAAAGAGAAGAUGAAAGAGAGCGACAGUGGGAGCUGGAGAGGGAGCGGGAAAGAGAGCGAGAGAGGGAAAGAGAGCGGGAACGAGAGCGGGAGAGAGAGCGAGAGAGGGACCGAGAAAGGGACCGAAGGAGGUCAAGAUCUAGAAGUGGAGAUCGAUACAGGGAUGGAGGCAGUUCAUCCUCCCAUCGUUCAAGACGCCACCGCUCCUCUCGCUCGAGAGAAGAAGGUGGGGAACGGGAUCGUGAAAGAGAGAGAGAGAGGAAACAUCGACACAAGGACAGACAUCGCUCACGCUCCCAUUCGCACAGACGCAAAAAGAAAAGAUCCUCCAGAGAAAGAUUGUCUCACACCCGCGACAGAGAGCGCUCAGUGUCCCAGGAGAGAUGGAGAGAGGGUGCAGGAGAUGGAUGGCGUGGCGACAGAGCAGAUUACAGAGACUGGGAGGACCGGGAGAGGUCCACCUCUCCAGACAUGGCCAGGGACAAGGAACGAGAGAGAUCCCUGUCGUACGAGCGAGACCGACGGUCCAGCUCAGAAGAACGAGAGUCUGGGGAGAUUUGAGCAGCAUGGGGCGCCUCCAAAGAGUUUAAUUUGGAUAUAUUAUUUGAUUUAAAAAGGAAAAAAAGGAGCAUGGAGAGAUGAGUGUGCUGGUGUGAGUGUGUGCGUGUGUGUUGACUUUGUAUAUGUAUUCAUGUUGAAAACAGGACAUGUACAUUAGCCGGGGUGGUGGUCAAUGGUGGCGGUAAAGGAAACCUGCAUACCCACUUUUAUAAGACUGUGAGGCAAGACUGAUCUGGAAGCAGUAUAGUUAUAAUUUUUUAUGCCAUCUUGAUGGUCCUGUGUACAGUUACUUUCACACUGAUGAGAGAAGGGUGGUGAAGACAGCAGCCCUACUUUAAGUCCAUUUUUAUUUUACUCACAUGAAUUGAUGUAUUUUUUUAUCCUUAGUUUAAUGUUAAUCCUGUUCCUCCUGUUCAAUUAGGAAUCUCAGUUUCAGUAGCACAGAUCAGACUCGUUAAUGUGGCAUAGCGCUCGCGGUAAUGCUUGAAAUGAACAGCGAAUGACUUAAGGCACUUCUCGUGGUUGUUUUACUUGCUGCCUUCAAGCCAUAACAAUCUCAUUUUGCCAAUUUGACACACAUUGGUUAAGAUGCCGUGAUGAGCUUGUACGCUGAAUAUAAACUCACUCAUCCCCCCCCGAAAGAAGUUGUCCGAGUAUUUCCUCUCUGUUCUGAAGGGAUAUAAAUGAUGUGAAUAUUUACAUUCUGACACUUUGCUGUGAUACAACCUUGAUGUUUGUGGGCAAUCUACUUUGCUAUGCCACCAUUAAGUGAAUACAAUUUUUUUUUGCUUCCAUUCAAACACAAAAUAUCCAGAUUUCUCUUUAACAUGUGUCCUGCUUUUUACAGCUUCAUUAGAUUAAAUCCAGCUUGGCAGCAAAAAGUUUUGUGGUUGGAGAAGAACAGUCCUUUUCUCCUCCUCUUUUUUUUUCUUCUUUUGAUGCCUCAAUAUACACACAUAUACACAUAAUAGAAAAAUAGGAAGCAAUCUGGUUCAGCACAUCACAGCUUUAACUUGCACAUUCCUGUUGCCUAAAGCUGAAGGCAGCUCUUUAGGUAGAUGUGUUGGCAGAGCUGUUGUACUGGAUUUCACUGAUGUCCAUCUACACAUGUAUACAACAAAUCACCCACAAAUGCUGUUUUCUAAUGUAGUCAUUGCUUAAAACCAUAUAAAUUACAUUUAUAAUGUAUUUCAUUUUAGCACUACAGCUAAAAUGUACACUGACCCCUUCAUUAGUACACCUGUUCAACUGCUCAUUAAUGGAAAUCUGAUCACAUGGCAGCAACACAGUGUAUUUAGGCACGUAGACAAAAUUGGGACAACCUGCUGAAAUUCAACCUGAGUGUGAGAAAGCGGAAGAAAGUGAUUUGAGUGACUAAUUAGAAAUUGCUGAUCUACUGGCAUUUACUCUGGUAAAUGUGAAAAAGUACAGAAUUAAAAAGUAGCUCUUUGGAGGACAUUUAUUUUUGUGCAAAGCUAUCUGCUGAACCUUGUGCUGUAUUAAUAUAAUAAAGCAAUAUUAGUACAUGGGAAUACAAACAUUUCAAUCUAAAUUCUAAUGAAUGUAGUCAUCUUGAGCAUCUCUUAAGUAGAACAUGAGCCGAGCAUUUUCAUGUAACCCUUGAAUAACAGUAUACUUGUUUGUUUUGUAGUAAGAACAAAACUUCACAUCAUAAACAGAUCCAAUAUCUCAUUAAAAAAAUGACAUUAUUUGUAAGCUUUAAAUUUCCGGUUUAUUAAAUGUCACUGAG